This is a messenger RNA of Planococcus citri (citrus mealybug), 3152 nucleotides long. Its product is annotated as very long chain fatty acid elongase AAEL008004. Gene Ontology annotation, biological process: fatty acid elongation, polyunsaturated fatty acid; fatty acid elongation, saturated fatty acid; very long-chain fatty acid biosynthetic process. The coding region runs from base 274 to 1320 and encodes 348 amino acids. Gene Ontology annotation, molecular function: fatty acid elongase activity. Gene Ontology annotation, cellular component: endoplasmic reticulum membrane. The transcript has 9 exons. NCBI's taxonomy places the organism in Eukaryota, Metazoa, Arthropoda, Insecta, Hemiptera, Pseudococcidae. The record is from RefSeq and is a predicted model, not a curated record.
AACGCCGUUCAACCGUUCUGUAGUUUUGGUUGUAGUCAACGUAGUCGGCUGAACGUGAAUUUCUUCGGUAAUGGUGUUCGUUUAAUAUAAUUUGUUAAACGAGUAGAACUUUUUUUAAUUUAGUAAAAAACUAAUUGAUUAUUUUACCCGGUAAAUUAGUUUCGAGUAUUGUUUUAAUCGUGGAAUCAGUUUCGCGUUUUUAAUCCUGUUCCUUGAACCGAGCCAACGAGUUGUUAUUUUCCGGUAUCAAUCGAUCUAUAAACCAGCUACAAAAUGACUACUCUGGUGCAUACGAUAAUCGACCAAUAUCACGACAUAAUGGAUAACAAAAGCGAUCCACGAGUCACAACAUGGCCAAUGAUGUCCAGUCCACUUCCAACUUUAUUCAUAUGUUUAUUUUACGCGUAUUUUUCAAGAGUCUUAGGUCCAGCAAUAAUGGAAAACAGAAAACCACUUAUGUUAAGGAGAACGCUGAUAUAUUAUAAUGCAUUCCAAACGUUAUUCAGCGCGUGGAUAUUUUACGAGUAUUUGAUGAGCGGUUGGGCGACGCAUUACAGUUAUCGAUGUCAGCCAGUCGACUAUUCCACCAGUCCUGUGGCUAUGAGGAUGGCCAGAACAUGCUGGUGGUAUUAUAUCUCAAAAUUCACGGAAUUUUUCGACACACUGUUCUUCAUCUUAAGGAAGAAAUUCUCUCAAGUGUCGACUUUGCACGUCAUUCAUCACGGUAUUAUGCCAAUGAGCGUUUGGAUGGGAAUGAAAUUCGCCCCCGGUGGUCAUAGUACAUUUUUCGCUUUGUUGAAUACUUUCGUACAUAUUGUGAUGUACUUCUAUUAUAUGGUAUCCGCAAUGGGACCCGAAUAUCAGAAAUAUAUUUGGUGGAAAAAAUACCUGACCGCUUUCCAAAUGGUUCAAUUCAUUUGCAUUUUCAUUCACCAAUUCCAACUUCUAUUCGUCGAUUGUGAUUACCCGAAAAGCUUCACUAUCUGGAUUGGACUCCAUGGCGUACUAUUUUUGGUGUUGUUCUCUGGUUUCUACAAAGAAAAAUACACUCAACCGAAAUCCAGAUCUAAAUCGUCGAUCGCAGCGAAUACGUCAUCAUCCGCCCCAUCGGUAGACGAAAAGACCACCACAUCUCAAAACGGCUACAUCAAACCAGUAUCAAAUGGCACCGCCGGAUACACGAAAACGGCCACCGAAUCGGCAUGCGGAAACGUAUACUACUCAAACGGCAUCAAUAACGGCUUCAUGAGUACGAAACCAGUCGAAGGUGGUAACAGUAGUAACAACGUGGUCAGCAGCGAUACGAGAAAGACAAAAUAGCGAGAUUAAUUCGUCUUGGUCAUCUUCACCCUGUUCGUCGUCUUCGUAUUUCGCAGAAAUGAAAAGAGAAAAUUAAUUGAAGAUAAAAACCAGUCAUUUUUCGAACUUAUUCUCUUUUUAUUUAUUUUUUUUAUUAUUUCCCAGUCUCUCUGACUCUCUCUAUCUCUCUGUACGUGUAUGUGUGUAUCAAAUUUGACUUAUUAUGUUCUUCUUUCUCCUUUUUUUUGUUUGUUCGUUUUUUCUUAUUUUUUUCCUCGUGUUUUUUUCCUUGUUUAUUUUGUACGAUUGUUUUUCCUUCUUCGUCUGUUCUUCUUAUAUAAGUUUGUGUACAGAUUUGUUCUUUUUUUCUCCUUUUUAGUUCGUUGCCCCCUGGUACACUACUACGCUGUUGUUGUUAGUGGAAAAGAUUGCGGCGAGGUGGAAAAAGAUAAUAAAGAUGAAAUGGGUGUUGUUGCAUUAAAAUUGGCAAAAACUUGUAGCUAGUUACCAGAAAUCGAUCGUUAGAUAUACUCGGGCCCGAUAGAGAAUUUUUCUUAUUUUAACCAAGUGGUUCUUAUGCACUCUUUUUUUUUCUUGUAUAUACCUACGUGUGCGUUUGAUUUUUAACUCUUCUCUGUCACAUUUUUCUGUUGUCAAAAAAAAAUCCGUAAUUUUUUUUCUAAUUAUUCGAAUUGAAAAAGACAUUCCUAUAGGGUUUCUCUCGUUCGGGUUUCUCUUUUUCUCGUCUCUCAAUCAGGGCAGUUUUUUUUUUGUUUUAUAAUUAUAAAUAUUUAUUUACGGUAUUGAUUUUUUUUACGUAUUGUACUAUAUUUAUUGUAAUUUUAACGUAACCAUCCGGCGCAUAUGUAUGUGGAUAAAAAAAACCUAUAUAAAAAUAAUAACAGGGACGACAGAUGUAGUCGAAGUGAAAAUAAUUUUCCGUACGACUUAGCAACGAACAAACGAUAUAUACAAAUACAAUUGUGAUAUGUAUUUUAUAGUAUUAAGGACACUGUAAUCAAAAAUUUUUUUUAUUCGUUGUAUAGCUUGUAUUUGUAUUAUUGUAUAGUUUAUUGUAUUAUUUUAUCGUAUUUAGAUGAUAAUUCCGUCGAUAGCGUUGAUAAAAUAGUCAUAAAAAAAAGGGGAAAAAACUAUUUGGAUAAAACAAUCAAACGGUAGGAGCCGUCGCAUAUAAUUUUGUCGAGUUGCUUAUUACAUUGGUUAGUCCGCGCUCUGCCUACGAGAAGGCUUUUUUCGCUGCUGCGAGUUAUUUUUAAUGUUUUUGAUUUUCUUUCUUUUUUUUUUCUUUUUUUUAAGUAAUUUAUAUGUACGAUUGUACGAGUAGAAUUUUUGAGGAGAAAAAUAUUAUACGAUGUAAAAAAAAAAAAAUGGAAAAAAUAUCGGGGGUCGGUCACAAAUUUGAGGACCUCUUUUUACGUACCAUCGAUUCGGUGGCCAAACAAAACAUUGUGUGGGACAUCCGACUACGUUGACAAAUUAGUGAGCUGCCUGCAGCUGCAGUUUUCAAAUGCUAAAUGCGCUAAUGGUAGAGAUAGCCUACCUGUGGUCGUCGUUACUGUUUGUGUACGGUGCACAUUUUUCUUUCUUUCUGUUUCCUUUGUUUUUUUGUAAUGUAUUGAAGAGGCUGUAUGUGUAAAUGAACAUGGUCUCUGUCAAGGUGCAUUGAAUGGUACGACGACUAGGCGUUUAAAAAUUUAAGAUGCAUAAAUUACGUGUAGCUGGAUUUUGACAAUUUUGUAUAAUGUAAGGUACAUUAUUAUCAACGUAUUUAUCAGCUUUUUAAUUUGGGUUACCAAUAUUAACGCUGCAUUGUAAAUAAAAGUGAUACUUAA